Aegilops tauschii subsp. strangulata is the source of this 2096-nucleotide messenger RNA. RefSeq lists its product as uncharacterized. Lineage: Eukaryota; Viridiplantae; Streptophyta; Magnoliopsida; Poales; Poaceae. The record is from RefSeq and is a predicted model, not a curated record.
CUGACCUGUCUUGUGUCUUCUCCCCAAAUGUCUCGCGGCCUCGCCUCUCGAGUCUCCACACCGCCGUCUUCCUCCAAUGGCGAUGAGCUGCUCAGCGUUUAACUAGUAGCAUCUUCUCCGAGAGCAUUGCAGCGCACGAGAUUGAGAAAAAUCAGCACCCACGCCGUCCGAAUCGAUGAGCAGCGGCGGCGGCGGCGACGACGCGGGGGACGGCGGGCGGGCCGAGUGGCAGCGCAUCUACGACCGGGUCCAGGCGCUCGCCGCCGGCCGCGCGCGGCUGGAGGCGCGCAACAGGACCCAGCACGAGUUCUGGGACGCCCGCGACAAGAUCAACCACUCCCGCCUCCACCAGGCGGAGCUGAGCAGGAGCAGGUGGGAGGCGGCCUGCAGGGAGGUGCUCCCUGGGGAUGAUCCCAAGCUCGCCGAACUGCUAGAGAGUGAUUUGGAGGAUUCAAGAACUUGUGAAGCUCUUUUGGACACCGAAAACUCAGAACUGCUGGUACAACUGAAGGAAGAGCUUCAUGAAAACACUGCAGAUCAUGAGCACAAUUCCGGAGAUUUAAUAUCAGAGCUAAGAAAGUUAAAGCAGGUCUAUGAGACCAGAUGCUCGAAUAAGGAUAAGGAAGCUACUGAAGCAGUGCAGAAAUUUCAACAGAAGUUAGAGGAGCUGCACGUGGCAGCCUGUAAGAAGGAUGAUGAGAUUGGAAGAUUGCAGGCAGAAGCUUCUGCAUCCACAAAUAAGAUACUGGUUCUUGAGGGCAAGCUAAAUGAGAUGCACUCCUUGGAUAAGGCGAAUGAUAUCCAGAGCCUCAAAGUUGGGCAACCUGAGACUCAUAAACACAAGCUUGCCUUCUUAUCAACUAUACAAUCCGAGGAAGCUGGAAAUAGUCUAGAGAUUAUUCAAGAGAAUGCAGAUCAUGGGGCCAUCGCAGGAGAUUUUAGAGCAGAGCUAAGAAAACUGAAGCAAGCUUAUGAAACCCUUAGCUCAAACAAGGAUAAGGAAAUUUCUGCAGCACUUGCAGUGGAGGAUUUUCUUUUGAACAAACUGCUGAGAAUGGACAAGGACAACGCAGGGCUCCUUAAGAUAAAGGAAGUGGAGGCAGCACAAGCUAACGAAGCAGCACAAAAGCUUCAACAGACUGUAGAGGAGCUGCAAGUGGCUGUCCGAAAUAAAGAUGAUGAGAUUGGCACAUUGCGAGCAGAAGUGGGGCACCUUAAGAUAAAACAAGUGGAGGCAGCACAAAAGCUUCAGCAGAAUGUAGAGGAACUGCAAGUGGCAGUCCUAAAUAAGGAUAACAAGAUUGGCAGAUUGCAAGCAGAAGCGGGGAUCCUUAACAUAAAAGAAGUGGAGUCAGUACAAAAGCUUCAGCAGAAUGUAGAUGUGCUGCAAGUAGAAUUACGAAAUAAGGACGAUGGAAACUGUAGAUUGCAAGCAGAAGCUGCUAAUCCAGAAAAAAAAGAUGAAGAUUACUGUCAGGGUACACAAUGGCAUGAGCAGGUGUCACGCUCUUGAGGUCGUGGAAUCAGAUUUGAUUUACAAUGUGAAGGCUAAGUUGAAGGCGAAGGUCUUGUUUAUAGACGAUGCCAUAAUAGAGUACGACAAUAAGCCGCUGGCGGACAGCUGUGCCCUGAAGGAGCUGCACAUCCAGGAGGGGGGCCAAUUUGAAGCCCGAUAUCCAAAUCUGAUCUUUGUGAGGAGUCUUACUGGAAAAACAAUGCGGUUUUUGAUUGAUGAUCACUUUUCAGACACUAUCAUAUACAGUCUAAAGGAGAAGAUAGCCGAUGAAAUCGGAUUUUCCCCAGAUGUGCAGCUCCUCGUCUAUGGUGGGAAGCAGCCGAAGGACGACUGCACCUUUGCUGACUGCCACAUACAGCAUGGGUCUAUCCUUUAUGUUUCUGUGAGACUCCUAGGUUCCCUGCGUCAGAUCUUUGUCAGGACACUGACUGGCAAGAAGCUGAGUUUUUUGAUUGAUGGUCACUUUUCAGACACCACCAUAUACAGUCUAAAGGAGAAGAUAGCCGGUGAAAUCGGAGUUGCCUCAUCCCAGAUGAGCAGUGCCUCAUCCGUGCUGGGACGCAGCUGGAGGACGACCGCA